Theileria orientalis strain Shintoku is the source of this 1302-nucleotide messenger RNA. RefSeq names its product dihydroorotate dehydrogenase, mitochondrial precursor. NCBI's taxonomy places the organism in Eukaryota, Apicomplexa, Aconoidasida, Piroplasmida, Theileriidae. The transcript is spliced from 11 exons. Gene Ontology annotation, molecular function: dihydroorotate dehydrogenase activity. The coding region runs from base 1 to 1302 and encodes 433 amino acids. The record is from RefSeq and is a predicted model, not a curated record. Gene Ontology annotation, biological process: 'de novo' pyrimidine nucleobase biosynthetic process; pyrimidine ribonucleotide biosynthetic process. Gene Ontology annotation, cellular component: mitochondrial inner membrane; cytoplasm.
AUGAUGUUCGUGAGAAGUUUCAGAAGAUUCGUGACCCAUACGAGGUUCGACGAGAAGGUCAGGAACGAAGUAAGAAGGCAGAGUAAAAUAAACAAGUGUAUAUUUGGAGGAGUCUUGGCGCUGGGAGCAGGAGCAGGAUGCGUAGUAUGGAUGAGGUCGCCAAGCUGCCCACUCUACGACGGAAUGUUGUAUGUGCUGAGGAAAUGGGUAGACCCGGAACUAACACACAAUUUCAGCGUCUUAACUGCGAAAUUGGGGCUGUUUCCUGUAGACUAUUCAGUUGAUCCGCCCGUCCUGUACAACAACAUCAAUAACGUGACGGUGUUUAAUCCAAUAGGAAUGGCGGCGGGAUACGAUAAGGACUGCGCAGUGCCAUACCAGCUGCUUAGACUGGGAUUCGGAUUCGUAGAAGUGGGAUCGGUGUUACCGAAGCCACAGCCAGGGAACCCGAAACCGAGGUUCUUUAGACUACAUAACAACGAGGCACUCAUAAACUCGUUUGGAUUCAACAGUCUGGGAGUGGACGCGGCAGUGGAAAACAUGAAGAGGUCAAGAGUGAAACAGCAAAAGGACCCACUGACAAAGGAUUCGUUAAUAGGAAUAAGCAUAGGGAAAAACACGAAUGGAGAUAUUUUGAGUGACGUUGUUUGCUGCAUAAGGAAAAUAGGAGCAUACGCAGACUACGUGGCAGUGAACGUGAGCUCGCCGAACACGCCGAACCUGAGAGAUAACCAAAGAAGAGAGCCACUGAUAAAGCUAGUGGAAACGUCAAAAGAAGCGUUGAAUGAGCUAGAUAAAAGAGUGGCCUCGGGAGAUGUAUCAUACAUUAAUACGACAAAAACGAAGCCGCUGCUGUUAUUUAAAAUAUCUCCGGACAUGACCAAGGAAGAAAUGGAGGACGUCGCAGAAAUAGCGCUGAAGCACAGGCUGGACGGACUAAUAGUGACAAAUACAACAGUGUCGAGGCCAGAAGAGAUAAAGGAGGAGCUGGAGAAGAUAGGAAACCCAGGGGGAGGGCUGAGCGGAAAGCCGUUAAAGGAGUUGUCCAAAAGAGCAGUGUUUGAGAUGUAUAAGAUGACAAGUGGCAAGGUCCCAAUAAUAGCAUGCGGAGGAAUAUCGACAGCCGACGAUGCGCUGGAAAUGAUAGAAGCAGGAGCAUCAGCAUGUCAAAUAUUCACAGCAUUGGUGUACAAGGGCCCGGGGCUUCCAAGCGCGAUGAAAAAGAAUUUGGCAAGCCUGUUGCAGAAAAAAGGAUACAAAAGCAUAAGAGAGGCGAUCGGAGCAGCUCACAUGAAAAAAUAA